GGCUGUGGAUGGUUUGGUGGCAGAUCGGGCCGGAGGCACCUCCGUGGGGCUCGGGUUGGCCCCUCCGCAGCGCUGACAGCGGGCGGCCCGGGCGUGGAAAAGAUCCGAGUUGCGCUCUGCACCCCUCUAGCUGGGCGAGGGAGGGUUUUGGUCCCCGAGAGUUUCCCAGGGGCUUACUAUGUGCCCUGCGCCGCAAUUGCGAGUUUUAACCUGCAUUGACUUCUUUAAUCCUGCCAUUAAGUUCAUGAGAUGUGCUAUUGUUACCCCAUGUUACAGAUAAGGAAAGAGAGGCACACCGAGAUGAAGUCCCUUCCUCGAAGUUACCGAGCUUGUCUCCAAGAAGGACAUGUUGGUGGAGAUCUUCCAAGGUUCACCUCCACAUCUGGGAGGUUCACAGUCUGAGUAAAGAAAAACUUGGAAUCCAGAUCGAGUCCCAACUCAAGAGACCUCAAGUUGUGUUGUGAGCAGAAAUAUCGAAGAGCUGAUAAACAGUUUGUGGCUACUGUCAUGCACAAGGGCUCCAGAUGAGUUCUCAAAAGAAUAGCAGAAAUCCCUGCAUGGGAACUGGACAUGAUCAUCCAGUUGGAUGGAGAACAACGAUAGAAACUGAUCUUCAGGGAGCUGAUGAGGGGAGUGACCAUCUAUACCUGUCUAUAUGUGGUUAGGAGAAUAAACCACUUGGAAGAAGGACUGAGCCACAGUUGACAGUGGGGGAGGGAGAUUUGAACUGAACCAAGGCAUCACAUGAAUCAGGCUACUCGUGAAGACCUAGGGCUUCCAGAACUAGCAAUGGAAAGUCUCAGAGGAAAUACUGCCCAGUCUCCUAUAAAUGAAGAAACUUAUACUGAUGAGGGCCAGUUAUCAAGGAGGACAAAAUUUCCUAUACAAAAGAAGAAAUCUUCUUUUGAGAAAACAGCAAUCAGAAAAGUAUCAGUGACGCUCAAGGAGAUUUUCACUGGCGAGAGAGGUCCUGAAUCCAGUGAACUUAAUCUAAGCUCAAAACUUAAUGUACUGCAGGAAAUUCCAAAGGGAGCUACAGCCCCCAAAUCUAGGAAAAACUCCAAAGAUAAUUCAGACUUCAUCAAACACCAAAAACUCUUUCCACAAAAGAAAACUUGUAAAUGCAAUGAAUGUGGGCAAGCCUUUAGCUACCAAUCAGAACUUAUUGUCCACAAUAGAAUUCAUGGUGGGGAAAAGCCUUUUGAAUGCAAUGAAUGUGGGAAAACUUUUAGCCGAAGUACACACCUUAUUGAACAUCAAAGAAUUCACACUGGAGAGAAACCUUAUGAAUGCAGUGAGUGUGGAAAAGCUUUUAGCCGGAGCACACACCUUAGUCUACAUCAGAGGAUUCACACUGGAGAAAAACCAUACGAAUGCAGUGAAUGUGGAAAAUCAUUUAGCCGAAGAACUAACCUUAGUCAACAUCAGCGAACUCACACUCAAGAGAAACCUUACAAAUGUAAUGAAUGUGGGAAAGCCUUCAACGACCGUUCUACCAUAAUUCAGCACCAACGAAUACACACAGGAGAGAAUCCCUACGGAUGCAGUGAAUGUGGCAAAGCCUUCAGUUGGAUCUCAUCUCUCAUUGAACAUCAGCGAACACACACAGGGGAGCACCCUUAUGAAUGCAGUGACUGUGGGAAAGUGUUCAGUCGAAGCUCAUCCCUGGUUGAACAUCAGAGAAUCCACACUGGAGAAAAGCCCCAUGAGUGUAGAGAGUGUGGGAAAGGCUUCAGUAGGAGCUCAUCCCUUGUUAUUCACCAGAGAACUCACACUGGGGAGAAGCCUUACAAAUGUAAUGACUGUGGAAAAGCCUUCAGUCAGAGUUCAACCCUCAUCAGACAUCAGAAACUUCACACUAAAGAGUGAGGUUUCAAUUUUUACUAAUAUUAGUAUAAGGGCACAACUGAAAAGAAAAAUAGGUACUUGUUUGUAUUUUCCUUACUUACUAGCUACAAGCCAGUUUCAAGAUAUCUUUUCUUCUUUUUCCUGUAAUCGAUCAAAUAAGUAGUUGAUACAAGGGAAUGAUAUAUUCAGUCUAAUUCUCUGGAGGGCUUCAAGCCUUAGAGUGUAUAACUGACAGCCUAUAACUCUUCAUUUUCUCUAAACCAUGGGACUUGUGUCCCUGAAUAACCAAUAAGCCCAGUUUCCCAACCGCAUCAGCCCCUUCACUUAAAUGAAAAUCUUCUUUAAAGGUGUGUGUUCUUAUUUGAUGGCUCCUAUAGCAGAAAUUAGUUUCAGGAUUAGAUUAAAAACUUUCCACCCUUGUGGGGAUAAUAAUGCUGAGGUAAAUUCAGUCUUUUCACUUACAUAGGGUUUUCUCUUCCUUCCUCACCUAUUUUUGCUGUCACAUAUUUUUCUCCAACUUUAAUCAUAACUCUACUAAAAUGUCUAACUAAUCCUACUUUAUUUGAUCUUACCCUUUUUAAGAAUAUCCUAAAAAUCUUUCAUUUCAUUAUAUUGAAAAAGAAAAUGCUGCCUUAUUUAAAAAUUUUUUUCCUUUAGUUUAUAGACAUCAUUAAGCUUAAACACUCUGGCUCUUAUUCUCAUCAGUGUUGUAAAGCUGAUCUCUCCAGGACAAACUCAAUGCCUAUUUCUCAGGCCUUUUCCUAUUUGACUAUUGCAGAAUUGGCAUAUCUAGCCACCCCUUUGCCUUAAAAUUUGAACUUCUAGGAUCCAUGAUUAGGUGCUGAUCCUUAUUCUACCUCUCAGCACUCUUCUGGUUAACAAUGAUCAGUGUUGUGACUUUGGGCUACAAGUGGAUCAGAAUAAUCUCAUUUUAUCAGGUUAUAAUUAUUGAGGUUAUUCAAUUAGAUUGUAAAACUUAAGGACAAAAAUCUUUUUUAGAUCUUUAUAAAAUACCCCAAGAUGCUGAGUAGUCACUAAAUGUCCUGUAAUUCUUGCUUACUGAUAUCUCUAGCUGAUUUAAUCACUCUGCUAGACUUUAUAUGAAAUGGCUUAAUUAUUGAUUUCUUUGUUCUCUGUUCUUACUGCCUCAGACAAGUCCUCACUAGAUUUGACCUGAAUGAUUGCUGCUGCCUUUGUCUUCCUGUCUGCCUAACUGCUUGAUUAAACACCCACUUUGUUUAAAUUAUCCCCAGGAAAUACCUCAAACUGUGUUCAGUGUCUUUUACAGCUGGAUUUGCAGUUGACCCUUGAAAAAAUGGGUAGGGAUAUUGACCCCCAUACAAUUGAAAAUACAUGUAUAGGGUCUCCCUGGUGGUGCAAGCGGUUAAAUGUCAACACUAUGAAGCUAUUAGCAGCCAG
Molecule: messenger RNA, 3267 nt
Organism: Condylura cristata (star-nosed mole)
Lineage: Eukaryota; Metazoa; Chordata; Mammalia; Eulipotyphla; Talpidae
Gene: ZNF391
Product: zinc finger protein 391
Exons: 5
Coding region: 745-1869 (374 amino acids)
Cellular component (GO): nucleus
Source: RefSeq, a predicted model, not a curated record